Messenger RNA from Sesamum indicum (sesame), 3536 nucleotides. The record is from RefSeq and is a predicted model, not a curated record. Lineage: Eukaryota; Viridiplantae; Streptophyta; Magnoliopsida; Lamiales; Pedaliaceae.
UGUUAAAAUCAACAUGUGGAGAGAAUCGGGCUUAGCUUCUCUAGGCCUCAGUGCUGUCCGUCUAUCCUGGCAAACACUGGUUCGCCUUUCCUCAGAGUUCUUGGAUAAGAAACGUGGACAUGGCAGGAUUCAAGAACUUGAGCCAAGCCCCAUAUUUCUUUUCUUUCUCCUUUCCUGGAAACUCAAUUCUUGGAACGUUAGCAAUCAUGAGGUGCCGCUGAAUCCGCAAUGGAACUAGAGUGUCUGAACUAAGUUAGAAGUCUGAACAGAGAACACUGGUGCAGAAUAGUCGAAUGAGAAGGCGAAUGACUCAGUAAACCUCAUAGCUCAGUGUAUGUUCAUCCUUUCCUCUUUCCACUAACUUCAGAUUAAGUUUGUUAUUCAGGUUCUUCACAUUAUCUAUUGCAGAGAUAUUUUUCCCUCUACCUUAUCUACUCCUGUUAUCUUCUUCAAAUGUAUGGUGACAAAGCUAUCCCAGAUUGUUAAACUUUGAUUCCCAUGAAAAGAACUCUUAUCAGACUCGAGAUAUCAUAACUUUCUCGAAUUUAUGGCAAUUCUCUUGCACUCUUCGUCUCCAAUAGCAAAUCCAUUAACCAAGAAUUCAAGAAUGCCAUCUGGGUUCCUUGCCCAGGUACCAAAAUUCCAGUCUUUUCCACUAAAUAAUGGUUCUUCCAAAGUUUUGUCUUCAACCCAAGUAGCUAUAGCUCCAAAAGACGGUGUUUUUACGCUGCCCAAUUGGAAGUCUGGCAGAAAUGACCCAAGAACUAGAGAAGUUAGGUUGAAUGAUGCAUUUCUAUAUUUGGAGUAUAUGGUAGGGAAGGGCCACAAACCUGAUGUGGCUAAUGCCACUCAGCUGUUGUAUGAUCUUUGCAAAACCAAUAAGCUAAGGAAAGCUACGAGAGUUAUGGAGAUGAUAGUUAGGUCAGGGAGCAUUCCGGAUGCAGCUUCCUACACUUCCUUGGUGAAUCAUCUGUGUAGGAGGGGGAAUGUUGGGCACGCAAUGCAGUUAGUCGAAAGAAUGGAGGAAUGCGGCUACCCAACCAACACUGUUACUUAUAAUUCUCUUGUUAGAGGACUUUGUAUGCGUGGAAACUUGAAGCAAAGCCUGCAGUUUGUGGAUAGAUUGAUGCAAAAAGGGCUGGUCCCAAAUGCUUUCACUUACUCGAUCUUGCUUGAGGCCGCUUACAAGGAGAAAGGAGUUGAUGAAGCCAUGAGGCUUUUGGAUGAUAUAAUAGCCAAGGGUGGAAAUCCUAAUUUAGUGAGUUACAAUGUUAUACUUACUGGUUUGUGCAAGGAAGAUAGAGUUGAGGAGGCAAUCCAACUGUUCAGGGAUUUGCCGGCAAAGGGAUUUAAUCCUAAUGUAGUGAGCUACAAUAUUUUGUUGAGGAGCUUGUGCUACGAGGCACGUUGGGAGGAGGCAAACGAGCUUCUUGCAGAAAUGGUUGGUGAUGAACGAGCACCAUCCAUAGUGACUUAUAAUAUAUUGAUUGGCUCACUUGCGGUUCAUGGUCGAACCGAUCAGGCACUUGAAAUUUUGGAGGAUUUGUUCAGAGAUGGACAGUUCAAACCCGAUGCUGCGAGCUACAAUCCCAUUCUUGCUCGCCUUUGCAAGGAAAGGAAGGUGGAUGCCGUUGUUAAGUGUCUUGACCAAAUGAUUCUCAGGAAUUGCAGUCCUAAUGAGGGAACCUAUAAUGCUAUUGCCGUGCUCUGCGAGGAGGGAAUGGUGCAAGAGGCAUUUUCAAUAAUUCAGAGUCUGAGAAGCAAACAGGAUUCAUCCAUUCAUGAUUUCUAUAGAACUGUAGUAUCUAGCUUGUGCAGAAAAGGUAACACAUAUCCGGCAUUUCAGUUGUUGUAUGAGAUGACUUCUUGUGGAUUUACUCCAGACUCGUACACAUAUUCCUCACUGAUCAGAGGAUUGUGUUUGGAGAGAAUGUUGGGUGCUGCCACUGACGUGUUGAGAGUCAUGGAAGAAAAUGGAUACGGGCCUGAUGUUGAUAAUUUCAACGCCCUUGUUCUCGGGCUGUGCAAAUGCCAGAGAACAGACUUGUCUCUGGAGGUAUUCGAGAUGAUGAUUGAGAAGGGUUAUAUGCCUAAUGAGACUACUUAUACCAUUUUAGUUGAAGGGAUCAUCCAUGAAAAGGAAAAGGAGCUGGCAGUCGCACUUUUGAGAGAGCUGCAUGUGAGACAAGUCGUGAGCCAAAAUACAGUGGAAAGACUUACUAUGCAAUAUGAUCUUGAAGGUCUAUCCAGCAGGCAUAGCAUGACUAGUUGAAGGAAGCAAUGAGUGGUGCAACGGUUAGGCAUCACCUAUAUUUUAUUGGGAUGAUGAUCUUAGCAAAUUUGUUGAGUUCUAUAGAUGGGGGAGUCUUGUACAUUAGAGAAGAUACCCUAGGCUGAAAAUAGGGUACUUGGAACAUUCAUUUUUAUGGUAGCAGACGGUGGAUUUAGUAGAACAAUCUCUCUCCCUCGAGUUUAUUAUCAUUGCAACUAGAUUGCUCUUAGCUCUCCGUUGUGUAAAAUGCUGCAUUUCUUUUACAAGCACCAAGAUUUUGCUGUACACAAUGAUUCUUAGUGCUCUUUGACACAAUUAAUAUGAGGUAUUCUUCACAUCAAAUUGAAGAAAUGUUGACGCAGCUCUCUUCCUCACUCAAAGAAGGCAUUUUGGGUGUGAAAUUCUUCGGUCUGGAACCUUAUGAUGAAAAGCAUUCGAUUUAUGAAACCUUACUCUACCCUGCUUGCCUUGAGUACGGAAAGUUCAAUGUAAAGACAAUUCAACGAAUAACUAUAAUUUCACAUCCCUGCCCAAACCCCAUUAACUGGAACAAGUCUUGUAUCCAGAAUUAAAAACCACUUUCACUUUCAGUAGAAUUGAGUUGAAAAUUGAGCACGGAAAAAUUCAAUGUAGACAAGAGCUUCAGCUCUGAAAAGAAUUAAUUAUGUUUAAAUAAAUAACCAAGAAGCAUAAUUAGUGGUUGCAACUAUGCAUACUCUUGUGCUACAUUUAAGUGAUUUAGAAGUGGAGGGUGUUCAAAAAAUUUGUUUAGAAAAGGAGGUGAAAAGUGGAGGGUAAGGACAGAAUGCGUGCAAUAAAUCUGGAAAUUCACCAAAACUCUCAGUCAAAUCGUUUCCCUUUUGGUUGUGCUUGCCCACAAUAUCAUUGUGAUACAGUCAAGCAUUUGAAGAAUGCCUAAGACAUCAACAUCCCCGAUCCCCAACCAGGUGCAAUUCCAACCAAGAGAAACAAAAACUCCCCUGCAGACUAGAAGCAGGGACCUAAGAGAAAAAGGAUUCAAACAGACGAUCAGCAAGCCUGAAGAAAAUAUCAAUUCGGAUAACAAGGUUUAGAUGAGUGGAGAGUACGAUUUAACAAGUCACUCAUCAGAAUAAGACCAGCAGCAAAAAUUUCAUAAAGUCAACCAAAGACUACUUAGAAAAGUCAUACAAAACCUGAAACUAAGUCCCUAAAUAGGAAUAGAACAGGUAAUAAGGCAGCUCCAUUUACAGAACUUGCUAUAGUCGAUCCCACUGGCCAGGCA